CCAAAUUGCAAUUCCGAUGUCUCUAGUUCCAAGAAGCGAAUGAAGAAUUAACAAGUGUAGUGAAGAAGACUCAAAAACAGAGUCUUUGGGGGUUUCGUUCUGAAGCAGAAUCAGCAUCUCUACUUUGCAGCUCAUCGAUUCUUUCGUCUUCAGGUAACCUGGGACUACACAAUCGUUAGCUGAAACACUGAUGGAACUUCCUCCUACUUCAUCUUUUGGAUUGUCAUCAGAGUCCUCAGAACAAAGUGGGAAGCUGAUGACAAACACAAAUGCGAAAGCACUAGCAACUUUUUCCCUGCAAAGCCCAAAUUCUUCACAGGGACCAGUGGCAAUUCUUUGGGACAUUGAGAACUGUCCUGUUCCAAGUGAUGUACGGCCUGAGGAUGUGGCUGGCAACAUCAGAAUGACUCUGCGGGUCCAUCCUGUGAUCAAAGGAGCAGUUACACUGUUUUCUGCCUAUGGAGAUUUUAAUGCUUUCCCGAGACGAUUAAGGGAGGGAUGCCAGAGAACUGGUGUUAAACUUGUAGAUGUCCCCAAUGGCAGAAAGGAUGCAGCUGACAAGGCCAUCUUGGUUGACAUGUUUCUUUUUGCUCUUGACAAUCCUCCACCCUCGUCCAUUAUGCUAAUUUCAGGAGAUGUUGAUUUUGCUCCUGCACUUCACAUUCUUGGUCAACGUGGAUACACUGUGAUCCUUGUCAUUCCUUCGGGGGUUGGUGUUUCGUCUGCUCUAUGUAAUGCAGGGAGGUUUGUAUGGGACUGGCCAAGUGUCGUUCGAGGUGAAGGCUUUGUGCCUCCUGCGAAGGCCUUAAUGCCUUGUCGUGGUGGUGUCUCAGACAUUACUGGGAUUCUAAUGGGGUGUUGCCAGAUUAAUGACAACCCAGAUGGUCAGCAUGAAGAUGAAGCAAUACUGUAUAGGGGCCUCUCACAGAGCUACUAUAAUGCAAGGGAAUUCUCAAUGAUAUCACAUUCUCUGGCUGAAUAUAAUACCACUGCAAUUUCCAUGCCAUGUUAUCCUACGGGUAUGAGAACUCAUAGUCUUCCUUCUGGUUUAAACGAAGUUUCAGCUGGAGGUCCAUCUUCACAUGACCAGAGUGACUUGACAUGGGUGCAGCCUGGGGAUAUAAAUGGUUUGAAGGGGCAGCUAGUGAAGUUGCUUGAAUUAUCUGGCGGCUGCUUGCCUCUUACACGUGUUCCUGCAGAAUACCAGAAAAUUUAUGGGAGGCCUCUUUAUGUUUCAGAAUAUGGUGCAGCUAAGCUCGUGAAUCUUCUCAAGAAGAUGAGUGAUGCAAUUUCUGUCGGGGGGAAAGGCCAAAAGAAGUUUGUCUACCUCCAUAAUUCAUGUGCUGUACCAAGUGCUCCCCCCAUAACUAUAUUAAAAAGAGAUAACAAAGGAAAAGGAACACAAGAGGGAAAUGCCGAUAUUGUGACUGGGGUUGGAUCUUCAGAUGAGUUCUCUGAUGAUGAAAGAGGACCCAUAAAAGAGCAUGGGGGAAGCUGUGAGAAAUCUAAUAUGGUUGAAAAAAGCCUUGAAAAUUUCAAGUAUGAACUUCAAGAGAUACUUGUUAGCUACUCUUGCCGGAUUUUUCUUGGUUGUUUUGACGCAAUAUAUCAACAAAGGUACAAGAGGCAAUUAGACUACGAGAGCUUUGGAGUGGUUGAACUUGAGCAGCUACUAGCAAAGGUGAAAGAUGUAGUGAUUGUGCAAGAGGAGCCCGUUAGUAAGAGAAAGUUUCUGGCUGCUGUUGGUGCCUAGAAGUGUUUAUCGUUUAUUUCUUGACUAUUUACUAGCUUAACUUCCUCGGGACUUAUGCUGAGCUUAGGCCUUGUUGCAUUGGAGGGAUGUUGAAGUUAGAGAAGGCCCUGUCUCCUUGCAAAAGCUCCCACAAUGGUGUCAAUUAUGGCAGUACAGUCUUGCAAUAGUCGAAUCAUUUUUGUCACUACUUUCAAUUUGUUUAUGGUUUGUGUACCAAUUUGAAGCGCUCCUGCAGAAGUCUGAUGGCAAAGAUAAUAAACUUGUGAUUGGAUAAUAAGGGAUAAAGGAUACAGGUCCCAAGUGAUUGGUAGCCUUAUUUUACUGUAAGUGCAAGUUGGGCAGCCAUAAAGGAUUGAAUCUGGUCGUGUGAACAUCUAAGUUGGUGGAGAUAUGCACAACAAGCAUGGCUAUGAAAAGACUUAGUUGGGUCUCAGCAGCAAUAGCAUAUGGUCGUAGGGUCCAUAUGAUCAUGUCAUAUACAGUAACUUGAACAAUCGGUCAAGGACUUGAGUCAUAUAAACAUGCGCUUUGAUGUUGCUCAUUGAGGUGUAAAGUUUGUCAUGAAACUUCAACUGUUUUCAUCCUUUGGAUUGUUCCAUUCUCUGCAGAAAAUGGUGGCAAUAGUUUAAUCACAUACUUUGGAUAUUUAAGCUAGAUGAGGGCUAGGAGCACUUGCUCCAUGUAACAGAUGCUUUUACCACAUGCAGAAGCAUCACAGAAGAGGGUUCUGAAUUCCCAAAAGUUCUGUUUUUUCAAGGGAUGUUGUCUAACAGCUUCUGUUGCUGUUUGUUAAUGUUAAGCUUGGAGCUAUUUGUUUGCUUCUGUGUGGAACAUUUGUUCUGUAAGGCAGAUUAUGCUGUAUAAUUGACUGGAAGGAUUGUUGUAUCUUCCUUACAGAUGUUCAUUUGUCAGCAAAUUGUCAUAUGGUCUGUAUUUCUUGAAUAUUAAUUAAACUGGU
Messenger RNA from Solanum verrucosum, 2711 nucleotides. RefSeq lists its product as uncharacterized. The transcript is spliced from 3 exons. The record is from RefSeq and is a predicted model, not a curated record. Gene Ontology annotation, molecular function: RNA nuclease activity. Gene Ontology annotation, biological process: regulation of gene expression. Lineage: Eukaryota; Viridiplantae; Streptophyta; Magnoliopsida; Solanales; Solanaceae. The coding region runs from base 191 to 1753 and encodes 520 amino acids. Gene Ontology annotation, cellular component: peroxisome.